AGAGGAAGCCUCUCUCUCCUCCGAGUAGACACAGAGGGAGAGCGAGCGAGCAGCAGCAGAGGAGAGCUAUGGCGUCAACUGGCAAUGGAGGAGGAGGAGGAGUCGAGUGGCACGUUCGGCCACCGAACCCUAAGAACCCCGUCGUCUUCUUCGACAUAACCAUCGGCACCAUCCCCGCAGGCAGAAUCAAGAUGGAGCUCUUCGCCGAUAUUGCUCCCAAAACUGCUGAGAACUUCAGGCAAUUUUGCACUGGCGAGCACCGAAAAGCUGGGUUGCCUGUUGGGUACAAGGGGUGCCACUUCCAUAGGGUGAUCAAGGAUUUCAUGAUUCAAGCUGGAGAUUUUUUAAAGGGCGAUGGAAGCGGAUGCAUCUCUAUAUAUGGACAUAAGUUUGAGGAUGAGAAUUUCAUUGCUAAACAUACUGGUCCAGGUCUAUUGUCGAUGGCAAAUAGUGGACCAAAUACUAACGGUUGUCAGUUCUUCAUAACUUGCGCAAAGUGUGACUGGCUCGACAACAAGCACGUCGUAUUUGGGAGAGUGCUCGGAGACAGUCUUUUGGUGGUCAGAAAGAUCGAGAACGUGGCGACCGGACCUAACAACAGACCGAAACUGCCAUGUGUCAUAUCUGAAUGUGGAGAAAUGUGAGGAUCUGUAUUUAGUACUUACCUCUCUCCAUCUUUUGUCCAUGAGAAUAGUAUUAUAUCUGCUUAAAGUCCUAUGGAGAAGCGGUCUCAUGAAAUGGGGACCACGGUAGAAAUUGGGUAUUAGAACAUUGUAUUCGUAGCAUUUAUGCUUAGAAUGGACCGCAGAAAUGGCGGUGUGCGCUUACUCUUCAGAAUUGACUUUCAAAGUCAACCCUCACGAUGAUGGGGAUAAUAUGGCUAGUGAUGUACCUGGCUUGUCCUAUUAAUGCAUUUCUGUCUGUCUUUUCUGUUUUGUUUGGUA
This is a messenger RNA of Punica granatum (pomegranate), 944 nucleotides long. Lineage: Eukaryota; Viridiplantae; Streptophyta; Magnoliopsida; Myrtales; Lythraceae. The record is from RefSeq and is a predicted model, not a curated record.